AUGAAGGUUCCAACCAUUACAGCUGCCAUUCUUUCUUCUGUCGUCCCGGCAAGCCCAGGUGUCGUUGCAGAAACAUUGAAGUAUAAUCGCGACUAUGACCACGCUCAAAAUCCUGAACUCGCCUUAUUUUCCUGUCCAGACGGUGCCAAUGGUCUUAUGACAAGAUGCAGGGGAAACAACCUCCAACAACUGCGGAACAAGUUACAAGCAGGUACAUAUGUCGGUGCAUCACCUGCUAUUACAAAGUGGAAUGAUCUAAACUGCGGGAGAUUCCUUAGAGCAACGAUUUCCAGUAAUACUAAGACAUUCAACUCGGUGGCGAAGGAAAUUCUCGUUUCGCUCUCCCUCUCCACUCGUCUGCUCUGCUACCUGGGUCCUCCGUCCGCCCUUCUGCUCAUAGGCACCACGUCUCCAAAGGCUGCCCUCCUCUCUCCUCUAAGUCUAGUUCCGACAGCCGUGCUCUGCAAGAAAUGGAAGAAACGCAGAAAUGCCUCUCCCGCUCGCCACGCCGAGAUAGAGCCACUCAUCUGGACUUUCACCUUGAGCGGCACCCUUGGCUUAGCCGCCGCCGCGGUUGUCCAAAUGGGCAUUUGCCAAGCCGUCGGCGCUGUCCUCCUCCCCUCUGAGGAUCUACGCACCGAAUUCUGGACUGAAUUUGGCCGUGCCACUGUUUCCGGGUUAACAGAGGAGCAACUACUCCGCCGUGCCGAACUAGCAUCUUCGUGGCAGAACUGGGUUUUCAACGGCACUUUGACAUACGUUGCCGCUGGUCUAGUCGAGGAAUUCCUAAAAUACAUCCCGGUCAUGUUUGCGCGACGGAGAGACGCCAAGAAGAAACAACGCCGCGAUAGGGCGUACAUUGACUACGUCCUUGCCAGUGCAUUAGGCUUUAGUGUCGUUGAGAACAUCGGGUUUAUUUAUUCAGCAUGCGUGGGAGGCCAGGAAAGCUGGCCGAAAUUAUUGCUGACGCUUAUGGAGAGAGUGGUGGUGGGUCAACUGGGGCAUCUUUCUGUGGCUUGUCUGACGGCGCUGCGGGCUACGCGGAGGGAUUAUCAUGGGGACUCUUUAGGGCUGUGGGGGGUGAUUGGUCCGGCGGUAUUGUUUCAUGGGACGUAUAACUUUGCGCUUAUGAGUGUCAGUGUGAUGGAGGGGAAUGUGGGUUGGAUUCAUCCAAACGGACUGCGGAAUACGGCGUUGGCGCUCGGGUUGGUUUCCGGGAUGAUUGGGCUGGCUGUUCGGAAGGCGAAACAGGAGUGGAGAAAAGUGCAGAAGCAUGAGCAAGACCGUUUGAAAGAUGACGAGAGUCGGAAAUGA
Aspergillus fumigatus Af293 is the source of this 1314-nucleotide messenger RNA. RefSeq lists its product as uncharacterized. Lineage: Eukaryota; Fungi; Ascomycota; Eurotiomycetes; Eurotiales; Aspergillaceae. Gene Ontology annotation, molecular function: peptidase activity. The record is from RefSeq and is a predicted model, not a curated record.